Molecule: messenger RNA, 3882 nt
Organism: Eurytemora carolleeae
Lineage: Eukaryota; Metazoa; Arthropoda; Copepoda; Calanoida; Temoridae
Product: protein numb homolog
Exons: 5
Coding region: 25-1686 (553 amino acids)
Source: RefSeq, a predicted model, not a curated record
AUUUAAAACCGUUUUACAGAGAGGAUGGAGAGAUUGAGAAAGAGUUUUCGGCGUAAGGGUAAACAGAAAGAGAGUGGGAUGACUGAAAUGAAGGAAGAAACUGACGCUGUAACAAUAUCUGAGAUGAGUACAACAGGAGAAGGUGAGAUAGCCCCUCCAAGCAGGCUGGCCAGGUUGCGCCAAAGUCUUAGAAUAAAAAAUAACAAGAAAAAAGUUGACGAACCCAAAAUUGAGGAGGAUCCUGAUGAUCAAAUCCAGAUAGAACCAUUUGAUAAAAAAUCUAAAUUCCGUAGAAGUCUUUCCUUUCGAAAGAAGAAGAACAAGUCCAAGAAGAAAGAAAAACCUGUGAAGUUUGAAAAUGAUGAAGACAGUGUUAGGGCUGGUAGAUGCACUUUUGCUGUCAAGUAUUUGGGAAGCAUUGAGGUUUUGGACUCCCGUGGUAUGGAAGUUUGUGAAGCCGCCGUGAAGCAACUGAAGAAGUCUAAAAAGAAACCGGUUUCUAGCAUCUUACAUGUAUCCGGAGACGGACUUCGUGUAGUAGAGAAAAAAUCAAGUGGAAUGCUGGUUGACCAGGUUAUUGAGAAAGUGUCCUUCUGUUCUCCCGACAGGAAUUGUGAGAAGGGAUUUGCUUACAUAUGCCGUGACGGAACAACCCGACGAUGGCUGUGUCAUGCUUUUCUAGCGAAAGAAGAUUCUGGGGAACGAAUAAGUCACGCAGUCGGAGUUGCAUUUUCUAUUUGUCUGGAGAGAAAACAACAACGAGAGUCAGACUGUGGUGUUAGUAUGAGCUAUAAUGAGUCUGACGGAACUUUUACGAAAUUUGGUUCAUUCCGCCAAGGAACAAUUUCAGAGAGAAUCCAGGAUCCGCAGAUAUUUAAACCUUCUUCCCCACCCCCUGUUCAAAAGGUAGAGAAUCCACAUGCUGUAGCUCGUCCACAUGUCACAGAUCUUAUGUUUCAACGCCAAGCGUCUUUUAAGGGGUUGGCCAGUCUUGCUGGAAAUUCACCUUUUAAGCGAGGUGUUGCAUAUUCGUCACUUAGAGAGACCUCCCUUCCUUCCACAGUACAGAGAAAGGAAAAGUCAAGGAUCUCUCUGAUACUUGAGGAAAAUUUUGAGGACGAGGAGUUGAAGAACGAAAUAAAUAAUUUGAUGAACAAAAUGACAGCAGAAAGGUUCUCUACUAAGGGAAACAACAAUAAUAGUAAUAACAUCAAUAAUAAUGGAGGAAAAGGAAAUGGGGAGCCAGAUAAGCAGGUUGCUCGAGUGCAACCUGUACAACUGCAAGAGCCUCGUCCUUUACCCUAUAUUAGUCCAAGUCCAGAAAUUAUCAAGUUUGCCCCUGCCGUCCCUGAUCCUCUUCCUUCGUCUCUUGAUCCCAGUCCCUCCUCUACAAAUAACCAAGCUAACACUGAUAUACCUUUUGAUAAGAAUCCUUGGGAUCUGGUCCCAGAUCAAAGCAAGUUUAAACAUCACUCCAGAUCUAACAGUAAAACCGAGAACAUUCGAGAUAACCCAGCUGAUAAUUGGCUCGCUUCACUUACGAGUAAAAUAUCAGAUAUUGAAGAUAAUAAUGCUUCAUACGGAUUCCAAGGUUCCGACCAUGAGGAAGAUUUAGAUAAGGAGUUUGCACAGUUGGCUAAACGAAACACACUGAAAAAUACGAAUCCCUUCAAAGCAGUUCUUUAAUUAAAUUAAUUGCGUAAAUUAUGUUUACUGUGUUUACAAAACAGUGAACACUGAACAUACUUAUCAUUUAUUAUAACUAUUAUUUACAAUUUAUCUAUUAUAUUUUUUUCUUUCUUUCUUUUAAUUUUUAAUUAUUUUUUUAUUAUCACAAUUUUACGACCUGCUUUUCUCAUGCAAAAAGAAAAACAUCUGAAAACUUAGUUUUUGUACUUGUUGGAUUCGACAUACUAUUACGGAACUGGAUGAAGUUGUUUUUUGUUCCGAUCGAUAUUUGAGAAAUUUUCUCAGUUGACAAGAUAACCAAGCCGUCCAAUUAUAAGCGCCCAACAGGUAUAAUCAGUUCGUCCAUUUCUAUGCGUCCUGAAUGAAUAUAAAUUUUGAUAAAUUAAAUAAUAAUCGUUUUUAAUACAUUUUAUCAAAUUAUAGAUAUUAAAUUUCAAUCCAGUUAUUAAAUACUUGUGAGAUUUCAAUUUAAAUAUGCCGUUGACCCCCCCCCCCCUUAUCUUUUCCGUAAAAGAGCCUAGCAACAUCCCGCGCGUGACUAAUAUUUAUCUAUCCUAAUCUAUGGGUUCAUCUGAUCUAGUAUCCGUCCAGACAGGGGUGUUUAUUUUCUUGAAAAACCAGCCCCCCCCCUUCUGAAAAUUAUUUUUUCUUACAAGAAGUUAGCUAUGUUUUUUUAGAGGUUUAUUCCUUGAAUUCGGGAAAAUAAUAAUAAAUUAAGAGUAAAAAAUAUCAAAAAAGAUAAAUAAAAAAAUAGAUUUUUUGCCCCCACUUCAUCAAAUAUUUAGGAAAUUCUUAAAAUUAUACAUAAACUCUCGCAAGUUCAUGUAAUUUGCCCCCAACAAAUUAAAAAAAUCUGUCACAAGAAGUAUAUUGGUCCAUAAAGUCUGCCACUAAGAAAAGUCUUACGACUACAACAAAAUUCUAGAUGAACCAUAUGGUUGCUUUUUUCUAAAAAGGGGGGGGGCGUUAAAAACAAACAGGCGAGGUUUGACCCAAUCCGUGUUUUAUAUUUCUAGUCCUUUACCUUUAUACUCAAUAAUUAAAUAUAAAAAGAUAAAUUCUAUUUUAACCUUUCUAAAAAGCAAAUCCUUUAUACCUUCCCUAAUUUGAUCACGACAUUUGAUCCAGUCGCGAGGUUCAGUCAUCUAGAGAAAUUUUAUAUUUACUUGUUUUUAUCUAUGUGCUAAAAACCACUGGGAUAAUGACGAUUUUUAAUUGAUUAAAAUUUACAUCAAUAAUUGGAAAUACUUUAUAAGUCAAAUGUAAGAUUAAUCUGCUAACUAAUCAACGUGAUUUAUUAUUGACUGGAUUAUUGACUUAUAUGUUGCGGAUAUAUUUUAUUAUAAACACGACAAAAUAUUAAAACAUUAAAAUAUAAAAUAGUAAUUUUGAUUUUAAAAAAUUAAGCGAUAAAUUACCAUGUUUUUAUGUAUAAUUUUAAGUGCCAUUUUUCGCCAGAAAACCCUGGUUGGCGUUGUUACUUAAAAAUGUGAUUAUAUAUACGACUUUAUAAGAAAUCAGUUCUUUACAUUUACAAACAAAACUCAACUUUAAGCUAGUCUUCUGUGAUUUUCGCCGCUUAGACUUUUCAUGAAACGUUUAUACUUUACUGGAAUAGUUGAUAACCCUUCAAUAGUGUAUUCUUUUUCGAUUGUUUAACUUUAUUAUUCUUCCUCGUGAAGUUUAUAAAGAACCUUCUUAAUAUUUUAAACGAUUUUAAUCUUAUUUUAUCAUGUAUAUUGACAUUUUAAACAUUAUUAUCGAAAUUUUGUUAUAUUUAAUUACAAAUUAAAAAGGACUUGCAUUUGAAUUUAUUUAGUUAGUUUCAUUCAUAAGUUGUUUCUAUGAAUUUUGUAAUUUUUGUAUUUUAUCUCUGGCUUUCAGCACUAACCUUAAACAUGUAUAUGAAAAUUAUAAUCGGUAGAAUUUGAUCAGAAUUUCCGUAAAAACUUAAGUAUGAAAAAAUAAUGUAACCAAUUUACUAGUCAUUAAUUUUUUUUUGACAAAGGUGGGGGAUUUUUUUCUUCUUAAAUAUUAUCUUAAUCUAACAAGCUUUUUUAAUUUUAUUAAUCAUAUACAAUUGAUUUGUUCAAAGCAAAAUCAUAACUAAACCCCACCUCUGUCCUCUUACUAUAGAAUUAUAUAUUCAUGGAUAUCUUUUAUUGUAUUUAACUGACGAUGUUGUAAUCCAAG